This is a messenger RNA of Cordyceps fumosorosea ARSEF 2679, 2121 nucleotides long. RefSeq names its product Myb transcription factor. The transcript has 2 exons. Gene Ontology annotation, biological process: regulation of DNA-templated transcription. NCBI's taxonomy places the organism in Eukaryota, Fungi, Ascomycota, Sordariomycetes, Hypocreales, Cordycipitaceae. Bases 1 to 2121 code for a protein of 706 amino acids. The record is from RefSeq and is a predicted model, not a curated record. Gene Ontology annotation, molecular function: DNA-binding transcription factor activity; transcription cis-regulatory region binding. Gene Ontology annotation, cellular component: nucleus.
AUGGACGUCGAAGAUAUGUUGGCAAGUUCGCAGGAUCUGCCGCCCCGAGGCAGCAGCGCCCGCGACAACAGCGACUCGGAGCCCGACUUUCACGACUCGGAGCUGUUGAACCGCGGUUCCUUGUCGCAGGGGUCGGCGAAGAAGCGCAAGCAUCUCUCCCCGCUGAACGGGACCAGCAACAAGAAGCGCAAGAGUGUUUCCUCUCCCGACAAGAAGCGCAAAAAGAAGCGCAAAUCGCGUGAUGCUGCGCUUGACAGCAUCGCCGACGAGGAGGAUCAACGAGACAUUCCCGACUCGUCCCCCGUGUUGCGAUCGGAUCGGCGCGACUCAUUGGCUGAGGCUGAGGCUGAUAGCCGCACCAAUGCCGGCGCCAGGGAUAUUGAGAGCGAUUCCGAAUUUGUUGCCCGAGAAGCCUCUCAAGAAUACGCCGCGAACCAGUCUACGCAUAACGAAAUGGACGAAGCACGGACAGAAUCGCGGGCAGAGUCACCGACAGAAGCGCCAGCAGAGUUGCCGACAGAGGCACCGACAGAGGCACAAACGCAGACAUCAACUGACGGAGCUACGUCAAGACCACGACGCGCCCCGUCCACACGCAAGAAAUCCAAGCCGACCUAUUUUGAGGCGCCUUUACCAGCGCUACCACCGGAAGCUUUCGAAAACCUGAAUGCGCCACCUCGGCGCGCGAAGAAGGCGAAGAAGGGCUUCAGGCGAAAACAGAAAGCUGACCGGCUGCAAGACCACAGCGAUGAGGCUGAUCACAGUCAUGAGCCCGAUCGACGGACCUACACGACGGGCCAAUUCACCACAUUCGAAUUACAACGCAUUGCCGAUGCGAUUGAGGGCUUCAGAGUGGAACAUGAUCUGGAACAACGCGAAGUAAACGAGAUGAUCCAAGCCCGUGGUGGAACCACUGCUGGAGAACUGCAUGCUAAGCUCUGGAGUCGCAUUUUUGACGAAUGCCCGGAUCGCCACCGACAAAAAGUCAUCAACACGGCGCGCAAAAAGUUUCACAAUUAUGUUGCGCGAGGCACCUGGACUGACGAACAACACAAAGAGCUGUCCGAGCUCGUUGACAAAAUUGGCCACAAGUGGUCCGAGAUUGGCGCACUCAUCAAUCGUCACGCCGAGGAUGUUCGCGACCGUUUUCGAAACUACGUUGUAUGUGGUGAAAAACAGAAGAAGGCGGGCUGGGAUAGCGAUGAGGAAGCGGGUCUCACAAAGUUUGUUAACAUGGCCUUGGAGGAGGUUGCGAGAAUGCGCAGAGAGGAUCCCGACAAGUUGGAUCCGAACAGAACGGAUGAGGAUCAUGUCGACUGGCAGGGUAUCAGCGAGAACAUGAAACGUACGAGAAGCCGCCUGCAGUGCAUGACCAAGUGGAAGUCAAUGAAAUCACGAGGCGAAAGCAAGGUCAAGCCCGCCUCGUCUGAAUCCGAGUCGACCAUUUCUCUAAGACUGGACAAGGCUCGCCGUCAACUUGAAGAGAUGCCUGAUACCGAAAAGUAUCGCCUGGUGCUUGCAAUCAAGUCCACACAAGCCUCUAUUACCGCCAAGAUUCCGUGGCAGAAGCUGUGCGACAAACAAUUCCGCAGCUCCUGGCAGCGAGCUACGCAAGAGCUCGUGUGGAGUCGCCUGCUCAAGUCUGUCCCUGGCUCCGCCAUAAAACAAGUACAGGAGUGUGCCCAAUACCUGGUGGACGAAUACGACCAAAAUGGAGAACUCCCAAACAUUGGGGGAGAAGGCUGGGACGAUGAUGAGGAGAUGGUGCUGCUAGCUCAAGUCCCGGCCGGGAGGAGAGAGUCGCGAAAAAGCACCAGCUCCGAGAAGCUUACCCUGGAAGAUAUGCAGGACGACGACGUGGAUCCGGCAAAACCGAAUGAUGACGACGUCGAUGGGGUAGACAUGGAGGCCAACGCGCAGAUUGAGGCUGAGACCGAGAACCUCAUUGAUCCUGCCCUAGAUACGCUCGCCGAGGUACCGCAGUCUGCGCAGAAAGCCACUCCGGCGAAGAGAAGCCAGAAAGGCAAGCGACCUUCGGCCAGAAAACCAAGGAAGUCAAUGACGGCGCUCGAGGAGUCUGCUGAUAUUGCGGUCGGUGCUGAGGAGACUGAUUUGAAUUAG